Postia placenta MAD-698-R-SB12 is the source of this 603-nucleotide messenger RNA. RefSeq lists its product as hypothetical. Gene Ontology annotation, molecular function: xenobiotic transmembrane transporter activity; antiporter activity. The record is from RefSeq and is a predicted model, not a curated record. Bases 1 to 603 code for a protein of 200 amino acids. Gene Ontology annotation, biological process: transmembrane transport. Lineage: Eukaryota; Fungi; Basidiomycota; Agaricomycetes; Polyporales; Adustoporiaceae. The transcript has 2 exons. Gene Ontology annotation, cellular component: membrane.
AUGGGCUCUAAGGCUAGCCAUCUCAGUGCCAGCGAGACACAGCCGCUGCUGGGCGACGCCCGCUCCAACGCUCGCUCGCCGUCGUCCUCGUCGUCUUCGAACCACUCUGUGACCGUGGCGGACGAAUCUCCCGAUGCCUCUGUAACCGACCUGCCUGAUCAGGCUCUUAUCUCCCACGGCCUUGGCGCACUCGUCUCAUCUCUCCUCGUCGACUCCGUCCCUGGUAUGUCAGCGGCAGGACGCUGGGCAGAAGCUCACCUCGAAUUCACACUGACUAUUGCACAAGGCUGGUGCGUUGCCCUCGGCGGGACUACUGCCCUCGAUACUCUCGGAUCUCAGGCCUUCACCGGUGGCGAUCGUCUUGCUGUCUCUGUUCACCUCCAGCGGUGUCUAGUUUUGCUCUGGCUGCUCUUCAUCCCCGUUGCAAUCCUUUGGGCCUUCAUUGAGCCUGUGCUUCUUGCGCUUGGUCAAGAACAGCGGCUCAGUCAUGAUGUACAAUCAUUCUUGCGCAUCUUGAUUGUAGGUGCCCCAGGAUACAUCGGCUUCGAGAGCGUAAAGAAAUAUCUGCAGUGCCAAGGUAUCUUGCACCUGUCGCGAUCCUGA